Molecule: messenger RNA, 1525 nt
Organism: Tetrahymena thermophila SB210
Lineage: Eukaryota; Ciliophora; Oligohymenophorea; Hymenostomatida; Tetrahymenidae
Product: ubiquitin-conjugating enzyme E2
Exons: 1
Source: RefSeq, a predicted model, not a curated record
GGCUAUGAAUUUUUUUUGUAUUUAAUAUUUGAGAAAAGAAAAAAUUAUUUUAUAAUAAAAAGAUAUCUUAAUAAUUUCUAAAAAAGUGAGGUUGAGAUAGAUGAAGUUUUAUAAAAGAGAUAUUAUAAAAUAAUUCAGCUAAAAAAAUUAAUUAUUUUAUACUUACCACAGUCUUAAAUACCAAAAAAAUAAAUUGAUAAUUUAUAAUAUUUAAUUAAAUAUUAAUUUAAUCAAAAAAGUAAAAAAAGUAAAUUAAAAAAUGAGUGAAUAAAAAUAAGAAAUAUGCAUUUGCUCUUUUUGCAAAAAAUUUCAGUUUAUGGAAAAAUAAAAUGGGGAAAAUUAAAUAGAAGAAUAGAAAGAAAAUUAACAAAAUUCAUAUGAUUAAAACUACCAAUAAGUUAAUUCCUUUAAUCAGUAAUCAUUUUAAUUAAAUAAAGAAGACUUUACAUAUGACAGCGAUUUAUAAAUGAUUGAAGAUUGGAUAAAUCAAUUUGAUAAUUUAAAAGCUGUUCAACGAUAAAACAAAGUCAAUCAUGAUUUUAUGAAAAAUUUUGUGACUUAAUACCCAACCUCUGAUUUAUCAUUACCAGAUAUUUCCUUUCAUUUCAAACCUGAUGGAUCAUAAGCUAUCCUCUUUAGCAUUUUCUGUAAACCUGAAAUACUAUAUAAAUGUGUAGCUAAAAGAAAUGAUAUAGCCAAAUUAUAUUAUGACUCAAAAGGAUUCGCUAUUCUUUUAGUUAUUAAUCCCAAAAUUUACUAUGAGAAUUAUGAAUAAAAGUAUUAAGAAUUUAAUUCGAAUGAGAUACCUUUGGAGGCUUUUAUUUAUAGCAAGUUUGAGAGUUAAUAAAAGAUCUUUAACAAAUUUGGCUUGUAAGUAAAAAGAUAAAUCAAUAUAUAUCCUCUAAUCAAAAAUUUAAGACUUAGAAAAGAUUUAUAUGAAUUGUUUGAGUGUUUAGAUGAUCAAUUUGAAUUUAAUUAUUCAAAUUGCAGUGACCACUGUUUCGCUUACUACACUUAGUCAGAUAAUUUAAAUUAGCUUGAAGGCUUAAUAAUAGGUCCACAAGACACUCCUUACGAAGGAAUACCCUACACUGUUACUAUUAUUAUACCUGAAGAUUACCCUAUUGAGCCUCCCAAAGUUACUUUCAACUAGUAAAUUCUGCAUCCAAACAUCAGUGAAUAAGGAGAAAUAUGUCUAAAUAUUCUCUAAGAUAAAUGGAGUACAGUGCUUACCAUUUAAAAAGUACUUGUAAGUAUAGUCAGUUUACUUUAUGAAAAGAAUUUAGAUGAUGUUUAUAAUCACUAUGCAAAAACCCUAUAUCAAGAAGAUCCUGAAGGAUACAGAAACUUAAUUAGAAAAUAAUCCAUAUUACAAGACUGUCAAAAGCUAAAAAUUGAUUACAAAAAACUGCUAAAAGUACCCUAAAAAUUAUAAAAGGUUAAUGGUGAAUAUGAUGAUGAUUAUAAUGAAUAAAAUAAUUAUGAUGAAUAUGAUGAAUAAUUAAUAUAUAAUAUUGGUUUUUGA